Messenger RNA from Dioscorea cayenensis subsp. rotundata (Guinea yam), 2252 nucleotides. RefSeq names its product ATP-citrate synthase beta chain protein 1. The record is from RefSeq and is a predicted model, not a curated record. Bases 157 to 1983 code for a protein of 608 amino acids. Gene Ontology annotation, molecular function: ATP citrate synthase activity. The transcript is spliced from 17 exons. Gene Ontology annotation, biological process: tricarboxylic acid cycle; fatty acid biosynthetic process; acetyl-CoA biosynthetic process. Gene Ontology annotation, cellular component: cytosol. NCBI's taxonomy places the organism in Eukaryota, Viridiplantae, Streptophyta, Magnoliopsida, Dioscoreales, Dioscoreaceae.
UUUGUGUACUUUUAGUUUUUUCUCACUUGGAAUUUGGGGGGUAGAUGAACUACUCCUUCUCGCUCUCUAUAUAAAGCCUCACAAUCCCAUUGGUCUCUCUCACGCUUGCCACGAUUCGCGUAGUAGUCCGGGUUGAGUUGCUUGUCUUUCUACAUCAUGGCUAGCGGACAACUUUUUUCGCGGAAUUCACAAGCAUUGUUUUACAAUUAUAAGCAACUUCCUAUACAAAGGAUGCUUGAUUUUGACUUCCUUUGUGGAAGGGAAACACCCUCAGUUGCUGGAAUAAUCAAUCCUGGUGCAGAGGGGUUUCAGAAACUAUUCUUUGGCCAAGAGGAAAUUGCUAUUCCUGUUCAUUCAAGCGUUGAAGCAGCUUGCAGUGCUCAUCCAACCGCAGAUGUUUUCAUCAACUUCGCAUCCUUCAGAAGUGCUGCUGGCUCAUCUAUGUCUGCUCUGAAGCAACCAACAAUCAGAGUUGUAGCCAUCAUAGCUGAAGGUGUUCCAGAGUCGGAUACAAAGCAGUUGAUUGCUUAUGCGCGAGCUAAUAACAAGGUAAUACUUGGUCCUGCUACUGUUGGUGGUAUCCAAGCUGGAGCUUUUAAGAUUGGUGACACUGCUGGGACUAUUGAUAAUAUAAUCCAAUGCAAGCUAUAUAGGCCUGGUUCGGUGGGAUUUGUGUCCAAAUCAGGAGGCAUGUCAAAUGAACUUUAUAACACAAUUGCACGUGUGACAGAUGGAAUAUAUGAAGGCAUUGCAAUUGGAGGAGAUGUCUUUCCAGGUUCAACUCUGUCUGAUCAUAUUUUGCGGUUUAACAACAUACCACAGAUAAAAAUGAUGGUUGUGCUUGGGGAACUUGGUGGGCAAGAUGAAUACUCCCUUGUUGAGGCCUUGAAGGCAGGAAAAGUUCACAAACCUGUGGUUGCAUGGGUCAGUGGAACUUGUGCAAAGUUGUUUAAGUCAGAAGUGCAAUUUGGACAUGCUGGUGCUAAAAGUGGUGGUGAAUUGGAAUCUGCUCAAGGAAAGAACCAGACACUACGGGAAGCAGGAGCUAUUGUCCCAACUUCAUAUGAAGCAUUGGAGACUUCCAUUAAAGAAACUUUCGAGAAGCUUGUUGAUGAAGGCAAAAUUACCCCUGUAUCUGAGGUUACACCUCCUCAGAUUCCUGAGGAUCUUGACACAGCGAUUAAAAGUGGGAAGGUUCGGGCCCCAACACAUAUUAUCUCUACGAUUUCAGAUGACAGAGGUGAGGAACCGUGUUAUGCUGGUGUGCCAAUGUCUACCAUUGUUGAACGUGGUUUUGGCGUUGGUGACGUCAUCUCUCUUUUAUGGUUCAAGCGCAGCCUUCCUCGGUACUGUACACAGUUCAUCGAGAUCUGUGUCAUGUUAUGUGCUGAUCAUGGGCCCUGUGUUUCUGGUGCUCAUAACACCAUUGUUACUGCCAGAGCUGGCAAAGAUCUAGUGUCCAGCUUGGUCUCAGGUUUGCUCACCAUUGGCCCUCGAUUUGGUGGUGCGAUUGAUGAUGCUGCCCGUUACUUCAAGGAUGCAUAUGAGAGAGGUCUAACUCCUUAUGAGUUCGUUGAAGGAAUGAAAAAGAAGGGCAUCCGUGUACCAGGAAUUGGGCACAGGAUCAAGAGAGGUGAUAACAGAGACAAGAGAGUUCAACUGCUGCAAGAUUAUGGACACAACCAUUUUCCAUCAGUAAAAUACCUCGAAUAUGCCGUCCAAGUUGAGACCUACACUUUGUCAAAGGCAAAUAAUUUGGUUAUGAACGUCGAUGGAGCAAUUGCAUCUCUUUUCUUGGAUCUCCUUGCCAGCUGUGGAAUGUUCACCAAGCAAGAGAUGGAUGAAAUUGUUGACAUCGGUUAUCUGAACGGACUAUUUGUACUGGCACGCUCAAUCGGUCUGAUAGGGCAUACAUUUGAUCAGAAGAGGCUGAAGCAGCCUUUGUACCGUCACCCGUGGGAAGAUGUUUUGUAUGCCAAGUGAUCCAAUUUCCGAAAGGAGUGAUCGAUGAUCGAUUAAUGGUUAUUGUUUUAGUAAUUUCUAUGUGUUUCAGGACUAAAGCUUCAUAAUGUGGCCCUCUUUAGAAUUUGAGUAUCAAUGAGACUUUUUUGAGGCUUAUCAUGCCAAUCAUUUACUGUUUAUCUUCAUUCCAGUGUUCUUACACUUGAUUGGAAUGCAAGAGUUAAAGUGAAAUUCUUGUGGCUUAGUUACUAUACAUUCAUUAUUGGAAGGGGCCCCUCUUUGUUUGUUCA